This is a messenger RNA of Anguilla anguilla (European eel), 1026 nucleotides long. RefSeq names its product izumo sperm-egg fusion protein 1. Gene Ontology annotation, biological process: heterotypic cell-cell adhesion; sperm-egg recognition; fusion of sperm to egg plasma membrane involved in single fertilization. The record is from RefSeq and is a predicted model, not a curated record. Bases 1 to 1026 code for a protein of 341 amino acids. Gene Ontology annotation, cellular component: plasma membrane; acrosomal membrane. NCBI's taxonomy places the organism in Eukaryota, Metazoa, Chordata, Actinopteri, Anguilliformes, Anguillidae. The transcript has 9 exons. Gene Ontology annotation, molecular function: signaling receptor binding; protein binding involved in heterotypic cell-cell adhesion.
AUGAUUUUGCGCACCCUUGUGUGCCUGCUGUGUCUGGUCCUUGCUCUUCCUCUGACCAGCGCCUGUCUGCAGUGUGACCGACAGGUACGGCACUUGCACGAAGACUACUUGCUCGCUUCUUCGUACGCAAAUGUGGAGGAUCAGAUUGAGCUGAAGAAGAUCAUUGACCACACCUACUUCUUGUACCAAGAGACGAGCAACCGCUUCCAUGGCGUCAUCGAUCCCACCACUCUGUACAGGGCCCGAACUGAGUACCAGAGUGAGUUCCACAAGUUCCUGAAGAGACCAAACGCAGACGACAUACUGUUUGAGACCAUCCUGAUAAUGGAUAAAGGCAGACAAAUCCUGCAGAAACAUCUGGAGGUCUUCUCCCAGACAGGUCUUUGCCCAAACAAGUGCGGGCUGUUGCAUCAGCGAGUGAUGGAUUGCAGCACCUGUCGCUAUGAGAUGCGCACAUGUCCGUCUCCCGCCGGCCAGCGUGACUGCGGGGAAUACCACUUGGGGGCGGAGGAGGGGGAUCAAGUGGUGCUAAACUGUUUCCUGCCCUGGCAUAUUUUGGUUAUGGGGCACAAAGACUACAAGUACUCCCGUGAACCAGGGCUGACUUCGUGUCAGAGCAGUGACACUGGGGUGUUGGUGGUGACCCCUGACUCGAGGAUCGUGUUGAACCAGCUGCGUCACGAUGAGCAGGGUGUGUACCGCUGCCUCCUCCUGGACAAUGACGGUACUGUCUUGUCCUGCAUGCACUACGUCCUGACAGUCACUCCUUUGCCCCUGACCACUCCCCGACACAUCCCCACCCUCCCUACCCUUCCUCCUGGCGAGGACCACACUCCUCCUCCACAGGGGUCUCAGAGCAGUGCCCUUGUUGGAAUCGUCGCCGCGGUGACAGCUCUGGGUCUAACGGCCAGCCUGGCCGUUGUAGUGGUCUUUGGCGUGACUCUGAAACGGAGGGGGGAGGAGGCUCGAGGUCGGAGGAGGGGGCAGGAAGUGGAGAUGACACGGGUGUCGACGUCGAGCGAUUGA